Suillus subaureus is the source of this 3614-nucleotide messenger RNA. RefSeq lists its product as uncharacterized. The record is from RefSeq and is a predicted model, not a curated record. The transcript has 17 exons. Lineage: Eukaryota; Fungi; Basidiomycota; Agaricomycetes; Boletales; Suillaceae. Gene Ontology annotation, molecular function: protein binding. The coding region runs from base 55 to 3330 and encodes 1091 amino acids.
ACGCGGUUUGUUACUUUGUGGUUGCUCCCAAUAGUGACAAGCCACUGAACUAGAAUGCCGACGCCCUCUGAGACAUCGACCCGCUCACGUUUGUCGUUGUCGCGCACGACAUCAAACUCAACUACUACGCGUAUUUCCCUUAAGACGCGUGCACUGUCGAUCACAAGUGAUGCGAGCGGUUGCACGACUGUGAAGCCCACUAAACCAAUUUCGAAUUCGAAUUCCACCUCAAACAUGCUCUCCACGACGCCGACGCUCUUGAAGCGUUCUGGCACAGGUCCGCCAAGUGCUUUCCCGCGUUCUUUGUAUGCUUCCACUAGCAGCACUACAGACUCGAAUGGAAAUCGAGACGCAGUGUCAUCAACCCCGUCUCGAGCACGCGUCGUUUCAGAAACAUCUGCCCUAACUCCAUCACGUCAACACCGUGCUUCAGUCAACCUCGCCUCUCCCAAACCUGCUAUAAACUUCACAUCUCCAAGUCCCGCAAAGCACAAGAACAAUCCUUCAUCCGCGUCAGUCCGCGUGCGUACCACAAGCUCUGCUACUUCCAAUUCUGCAUCAGUAUUUGGAAGCGGUGAAACAGUUUCUAUGACCAGGACUGUCUCCAUGGAGAGUACUCCUACCACUCAACACACCCUCAAAACCAAACCUUCAAUAAACACACCUUCAUCCAUCACACCUUCCAAGUCCUCUCCUCUCGCUCGCACCCAGCUACAGCGCACACCAUCAGGGACAUCCAAUAUGACACGGUCCCCUGGAACAAAAAAUAUGCACUCUCCGAGUCCAAAAGUCCGUUCUCCUGGCUCAAACUUCAUGGGUAAAGAGCCCGUCGCGUUGCUGUCCGAAUCCCUCGCCUCAAAAAGAGCUGUGACUGCGAGCGCCAUGGGCGGGACUAGAGUAGGGAGCGUCUUCAGCGAUGGUACCGGGAGUAUCAUCGGAGGUCCAAGACGCGUGAACGGACGCGUCAUGAACGGUGCCGUGAUCAAUUUGAAUGAUGACACGGGUCUGGAGGAUAUCUGGGAUCAUGAGGAUGAUGGGAUGACGUUUGAUAUGAUUACGGAUGUGGAUGGGGAAGGUGAUGAAGAGCUCGACCAAGCCCUCACCCAAAUCCGUACACUCCAUACCUCCAAACUCCUUGCCUACAAGCGUCUCCUCGAACGUGCGCACGCAAGUAGCGCGGCGCAGGUUUAUCAUCUUCAAGCUCAACUCGCAGAAUUGCGUUCUCAGUCUCAGUCUCAGGCCCAAGGGUCUUUGCAACUGGAGGGGGGCGAGUAUUGUGUAUGUGGUGGACGGAAGAGGGGGUAUUGGGACGCGGUUAGUUGGGGGGAUGGGGAUGAGACCGCAGAGGGUGGUGAUUUGGAGGGCUAUGAGGGGGUUGGGGAGGGAGGGGCGGGGGAGGAUAUCAUACUCGAAUCAACCCUCCCAGGCGACAUCCCCCUCCAAAUCCUCCUCCUCCAAAAAUACCUCAAAAGCUCAUUCGAUAUCAUCGGUUUCCUUGCUCCUGGGAUCGCCCUUCAAAUCUUGAGCAAGUUGAGCGUGAAAGAGGUUGUUAAGGCUGGGCUGGUCUCAAAAAAAUGGUAUACUGCAACUCGUCAUCCUACAUUGUGGAGAUGGCAUUGUCUGCGCUUAACUGCCAAUGAUCCGGUCCGUGUGAGGGCACCGGCGAAGCCUGAGGGAUGGUACCCUCUCUACCGCUCCCUCCACCACCGCGAGUCUAAUUUUGCGCAUGCGCUUCCGCAGAGCAUACGCUUUUUGAAUGGACAUACAAAUUUCUGUACGACGUUGUUGUUGAGAGGCAAGCGCCUCAUUUCAGGUUCCUAUGAUGAAACCAUCCGUUUCUGGGACAUCGACACCGGCGAAAUGAAAAAGUGCCUGCAGGUGAAGAAGCCUGUGAGCUGCGUGGAUUUCUUGGCGGAGGAAGAGGUUUUCGUCGUUGGGUUUCAUGAUGUUGGCCGUGUUCACCUUUUUUCCUCCGUCACAUUCACGCCUCUUCAACAACUUGCCGGACACCUCAAUGGUAUCCGCGCCGUUGCGCUUUCCUCCAAAAAUCUUGUCAGCGCAGGCGCUGACAAGGCUCUCGUGUGUUGGGAUUGGCGCGCCGGGACGAAGAUCGUGAGGUUUGGACAGCAGACAACAAUCAAUAUCGGUGUGCAGAUCGUCCAAGGGGGCACAGAGGCGGAGGGAGAGCGUGUGGUGGGCGUGACUAUCGAUGGCAUCGUUCGGGUUUUCUCGAUUAAGAGGAGAGAAAUGAUCUCGCAGUUCAAGCUCAGCGAACUCGGUGGUAGCGAUCCUGUGUUGCAUGCGAAGCUGUUUAAUGUGGGCUCUGCGCCUAAUAAUAUGUUGCAGUGGUUCGCGGCUAAAGGCUCGCAGAUGACUUGUGCGACUAAAUCUGUGAUCUUGCACCUGCAAUGGACCGAAGGCGAAGACGAGAAGACCCCUGCCGAGACGACUACGAUGAGCCCUACGUUCACUGGAAGGACUCUUACCUCACCUACACCCUCUUCCCUUAACCCGAGAUCACGCGCCAUGUCUACUCCCCAGCGCAGACAGUCUGCACUCGGGGUGAGUACAUCGGGCUUACCCAAAUCGCGACUUUCGCUUGGGACACCUUCCACGCCUCUCUCCUCCAAUCUCAGCGCAUCCCAGCACUCAGGUGUAUCACCAUCCCCGCUCUCCCUACUUCCUCGAUCUGGCACUCCGCUGUCCCCGAUGGGUGCACCGUUAUCCCCUAUGGGUGCGGCGGGUGCAGAUGGGUUUGCGAUUCGGUUCGGGCGGGCGGCAAUUCUGACUGCACCUCCCAAGCUCGUUGCGCUUGUGGAGACGCCUGAUGUUGCUGUUGGGGCAGUAGAUCCUAGGAAGAGAAGAGUGCGGGGGGCUGAUCGGAGGGUUCUGAUGUCGACGCAUAAAGAUAAGGACAAGGUUGAUGUCCUUGAUGGUCCACUCGAUGAAGACACGGGGCCUACAACGGAUCAUGCAAAUCCGAUGUUCUCGUCCCCAACGCCGAGCGUUGAUAUAGAUGCAAAUAUCAUCUCUUUGUCGGGUGCAUGGGCGGCGCUUGCUCAUGCCACGCCUGAGGGCGUGAAAGGUCUUCUAGGUCCGUUGCCGCCCAAGUUUACGGGCUUGGCGGUGCCAGAGAAGAAUCCGAUGUCGAUGCAGCUCACGCAUGAGGAGGUAGUAGUGGGGUGCGCGGAUGGGACAAUUUACGUGAUGAAUUUCGUGGGGCAUGAGUAUAUGAAGGAGAGGUCUAAGACGGAGGAAGGGAUCGAGGAGGAGGAGAGCAGUGACGAGGGAGAUGCAUCUGUGGAUAGGAGUUUAAUUUUUGGGGCUUGAAGAUUCAUGCAACCACACCAAAAGGACGGGCACCAAUACCACACCGAACAACUAGCAAAGGAAUACCAACUACUACCGCACUGGAUGGAACGCAUGGACUAGAGCAUUCAACAAUUUCGACAGGACAACUACCACCUACGCAGCACACUCGUUUUAUACCAUUAAUGAUUCGUUUAUUUAGAUUAUCGUUAGUUAGAAGUAGAGACAAAUAGCUCUUUAUAUGUGGCUCGUAUCAAUUAUCUUGCUUUGCGUCCUGGGACAGUCAAUAUUGACCUUUAAGAAAC